CAUAAUAAAAAUUAUUAAAAUCGCAAAUAAAGGUAUAAUUAUUUCCCGGACGUCAACUUUUCCUUCCUGUUUCAUAACCUACCAUGUAAAAUGCACAUUCUAUUCAAACUAUAUCAAGUUGAUGAUUUUAGAAUUAAAACAAGGAAUUCAUCAGUUUUAGGCAGAGGAUAUAGUGUACUAACAAGUCUCUGAUAAGUUAGUGUGGUGUUAAUGAUACGUUAGUGUGGUGUUAAUAUCCUUUCUGCUAUUUAAAAUAUUUGUAAAAUAUAAUAUGUACCUCAUAGAUGGAGAAGUAUCAACUAAAUUCUAUCAAUAUUUAUGCAAUAUUUUUGGUUUGAAGGAAGGGGUAAGGACAAGAAGAGAGAUAUUUGUAGCAAUGGAUUUUGUUAGCAAAGACAAUAAAUUUACCUAUAUAAGUAGUGGGAGUAAGUCAGAAGGCUUAGACCUUGCAGGUAGUGAUAACGAUCGGAUGGCAGUUAUUCAACUUUAUCGAGUAUAUGGGAAUGUGUAUGAGAUUCAUAACUUUCAAAAUAAAAUGCCUAUCGUAAUGGACACCUUUGACGUAAAACCCGGAUUUACAAAGCUCAAGUUAUUACACGGAUCACCUACCAGCUUCCCAGUAAAAGAUUGCUGCGAAUUAAUAGAGGGUGAUUACUACAUAUCAAGUAAACUUUUCAAGGAGUUUUCUUUACAAAUGGAAUUACCGGGAGAUAUGAUAAUUCACGGUCCAUGCAUUUCUAAUUCAGAUGCUAUCUUUGAUGGGACAUACUCUUUUUGCUGCCAAGAAUGGUUUUCUGCUGCUCACCCAUGGAUCUAUAGAUCAGGAUCUUCGAAUCUUUAUCAUGCUUUAAUUACUUCCAUUGUAGAAUAUGGAACUUUAUUUGUUCCAGUUGGAAGUAAGGAUUCUACAACUGAGGAUCUUGAAUGGCGUAUAUCAUUUUCAGUAGCAGAAAAACAUCUUAUUAUUUUUUCAUUUUCUCACACGCAAUUAUUAUGCUAUGCUGUGCUUAAAAUUCUUUUGAAAGAUAUAAUAAAAGAAGAACACGGAGAUUUACUAUGCUCGUAUUUCAUUAAAACCAUAAUGCUUUGGUUGAACGAAGAGACUAGUUCAUUAUACCGGAGACCCGAAAAUUUAAUUAGUUGUUUCAUAACCUGCUUACGUCGACUAAUUUACUGUGUUAAAUACAAGACUUGUCUUCAAUAUUUUAUUCCUGAUAACAACCUGUUUUUUAUAGGUUUAAAGAUUCACAGCAUAAAUGUUUAUUGACAACAUUACUUCGCACUUAUAAUCUAGGUUGGACUUGUGGUUUCCACACGGACACCUUACAAACGUUCAGAUCCGUACAACGUACUAUAAUUCUACCCUAUUUAACAGUUUCUUUCGUGCAAUGUCUUGUUUAUUUAGGGCAUUUAUCGAAUGGUUCAAUCCAAGUCUUACCGAUACGAUUACAGCGUGCUAUGUUUGCUUGUGCAUAUUUUUCUUCUAAAGAAAUUUUCCUUUACUUCACUUCCUUACUUUGCCAAAGAUAUGUGCAACAACAUUUUCUACCAAAUAUGUCCGGAAGAAACAAAUCAUUUUACAGACAAGACAAUAACUUAUUGAAAUAUCUUAAAUCAAAUUUGUAUACAGACGCGGCUUCUGGUUGGAUAUUAAUUGCCUCAUUUUUUUUAUAAAAGAAAACAAUUCAAACAAGGCAUGUAUAUAGUAAACCACUGCUUAUGCAAGCUAGCGCCAGGUAAGAUUAGAUUACAUGGCAACAGUUCAAUAGAAGAACAAACUGUGUUCCAAAGAAGAAUACAAACAGUUGGAUUUACGCUGGCUUGCAAGCAUUAUCUUUUCGCAGAAGUUUUUUUUUUCGAACCAUUCAUUUUAUUACCAGAAGAACUGAAACCCCUUGAAUCAUUAAACCGACACGGAGAACUUUUUUUACCAGCAGUUGUUUAUUUUCAUCUUCUUCGUUUUCUUUGCCUCCAUCAUUUAGGAAAUCACGGAGGCAAAAUAAAAGUUUUUCAAGAACUAGAACUUACAGUGCGAUUAAAGUUUUUCGUUGGCAUCAAUGAAUAUUUUGUUAAAAUGGCAGACGUUUGUCUACACUUAGCUAAAUGCAUUCUUUAAAUAUGAAAUAGAACCGGACAAGUUUGAACAAAACAGUUUUCUGAUAAUACAGACAGUUUUUUAUAUAAACAAUCAAAUAAUGAUAAAUACGAAGUAAGGCUAUAUGGAACAUGUUUUGUUAGGUAAAUGUUUGUUUUUUUUAAUUUCUCAGAUGAGUUAGUUGUUGCGGACUGUUGUACUUUCGUAUAAUUAAUUCGUGUUGCACUCAUUAUGCAGUAUCAAUUAAUUAAAACACAAUUAAAUGGUAUGCUAUACUAUUUAAGAUAAAUUUCCUACUGAAAUAAAAACUUCCAUGUA
Molecule: messenger RNA, 2413 nt
Organism: Mytilus californianus (California mussel)
Lineage: Eukaryota; Metazoa; Mollusca; Bivalvia; Mytilida; Mytilidae
Exons: 2
Coding region: 272-1267 (331 amino acids)
Source: RefSeq, a predicted model, not a curated record